Messenger RNA from Orbicella faveolata, 2288 nucleotides. RefSeq lists its product as uncharacterized. Gene Ontology annotation, molecular function: delayed rectifier potassium channel activity. The record is from RefSeq and is a predicted model, not a curated record. Gene Ontology annotation, biological process: potassium ion transmembrane transport; action potential. Lineage: Eukaryota; Metazoa; Cnidaria; Anthozoa; Scleractinia; Merulinidae. Gene Ontology annotation, cellular component: voltage-gated potassium channel complex; membrane.
AAAUUGUUGACACAGACUGAGCUGGUUAAAAUGAAAAAACCCUCACAACAGUUAACAUUCAAUGAAAUUAUUCUUUUUGUCGAUAGCACAUUUCGCUUGAAGUUCGUCCAAGCAGUUGAGAGGAAAAAACUUCAAGAGAGAAUGAAAGAUCGUGGAUAGUUUCCAAGCACAAAACCUUACGAAAUCAUGUCGAGGCUGCAGUUAGCCCUUACCUAUUUCUUUUGGUCCUUAGUUGAAGCUGAUGUUCAAACAACUUCAGUAUCCGUUUCUGCUCAUAACACAGUUUAUUCAUCAAAAAAUGGUCUUUCAUCGUCAGUCAUUAACCCCUCGCCUGUUGGCCGUCACUACACUUCGACUAUCGGUACGACAAUUAACCCAACGAAGGCGCCACAGAACGGAUGUGCAAGUGAGCAGAUUAGCAGCUUUUCUAUUUGUUGGGUCGAUUAUCCGCCGUACCUCAUGAAAGACGAAGAAGGAAACAUGACAGGCGUUUUUCAUGAUGCAUUUAAAGACAUAAUCAAUAAAUGCUGCAGAUGCUGCGGAAUAAACUCUAGCAAUUCGUUAAACUACAGCCGCGAAGCAAUGAAUUUCACGGAACUAAGUGAAUGUAUGAAGUCUGAUGAAAUAGACUUUGUCUUUCCUGUCCUUGGUAAACACGUUAAAAGAAAUCCAUACAAUAAAGCUCGUUUCCAGGAACUUUUUCCAUCGCCGGGUAUAGCAGUGUCCAAGAACCGAACACACCUUGAACAAGGGGCAAAAUGGAAUGUUAUACAUGAAUUCUUCCAAACCUGGACGGUGCUUGUGCUUACUCUUCUUUUAAACGCAAUAUUUGGAAUUCUAAUCUGGGCACUGGAUUUUAGAUCCAACCCAAAGGAAUUUCCACCAAGUUUCUGUCGUGGCUCUUUAGAAGGGAUAUGGUGGGCAUUCGUCACUAUGACAACCGUUGGGUAUGGAGAUAAAGCCCCUAAGUUCUUGUUAGCCCGUGUUCUAAGUGUAGUGUGGAUGUUUAUGGGCGUUGCUGUCAUGGCCUACCUAACUGCGAUAAUGACAACCGCUCUGACAUCUGGAACUGUUAAAGACCACAAAGUCAUCGUCAACAAAAAGCUUGGUGUAUUAGCUGGCAGUCAAGGCCAUUCAGAAGGGAUCAAGCAAGGGGCUAUCGUUGAGCAGUACAACGAUCUUGAAGCACUUUCUGCGGGUCUCUCUAACAAUGAAGUUGAGGGUAUACUGUUGGAUGUGUUUACUACCAACUACCUUUCCAACAAACACCCAAAGUACUCAGAUAUUUUGGAACAAGUCAGAAUUCUCGAAUUUCCUUUCUCAAUCGGAAUCUACAUGGUGCACCUGUUGGACGAAGGCCACAUCCCGCUACACUACUGCAUCAAAACAGAAAGUGAAACAAAGAUUGAACUGGACAUUUACCCGGCUGUGUUAAAAUAUAUCAGAGCUUCAACAAUUCAAGACACUGAAUCGACCUGGUGGGGUACACGUUUAAACCUGUUUGGCGCAAGCCAAGUGGCUUUCCAGAAGACUCUGUAUAUCUUGUUGAGUAUCCUAGCUGCUUUGAUUGCCAUGGGCUUGUUAUGGGAACUGUUUUCCAGACAGAAAAGGCGUACACUCAAGUUGCGCGAAAAAGUAAAUAAAGAAGAUGCUAAGGAAGAAAACUGGAAACAAGAUACGUUGAUGAAGAGCGGUGACUUUCAACGCAUGAUGGACCGAAUCUCUGAUGUUGAAAAAUGUCUUGCAAAGAUUUCUGAGUUAAAAGCGGCUUACAACAGAAUGGAUGGCUAUUCAAGUUACAAGGAGAAAUAUAAAGCAACGCGAGAAAUUAGCACCUACGAAAAUUCUGCAUACAAAACUUCGCUAGAAAUGACCACCCCGGGCCCGAAACACUGACACUGGAGUAAAUGAUUGUAUUGUGUUCCGUCAAGAUAUAAAUUGUAGCCAAUCGGUAAUGUGACAUGCUGCGCAAUAGACUCUUAACAACUGUUUUCUUCAAAAAAAAAUGUGAUAUGUUGUAGUGGUACGGCGGUGGCGGCGGCGGCGGCGACGACGACGACGAUGCUGCUGCUGCUGCUGCUGCUGAUGAUGAUGAUGAUGACUGUAUUGGAUGGGCUUGAAAAGGAUUAGUGAAUUAUACAUAAAGAAGAAGAGGCAGAGAGAAAAGCCAAGACAAGAGUAUAAAUAAGUGAAUUGUGUUAUAAAGAAGUAGUAUGUUCCAUGCUUCUACAUAGUUUCGAGUUACCUGAAAGCACGAAUAAAGCUUCUGCAAGUUGUGGAGAAUUCAA